Molecule: messenger RNA, 2464 nt
Organism: Acanthochromis polyacanthus (spiny chromis)
Lineage: Eukaryota; Metazoa; Chordata; Actinopteri; Pomacentridae
Product: THAP domain-containing protein 5
Cellular component (GO): nucleus
Source: RefSeq, a predicted model, not a curated record
GAAUUCUGAAGGCGCUCUUCUGUUUUUUGAUAUUCUUGCAAUCAUUUUGUAAUCACAGGUGAGACGGGAACUAUCUUGAAAUAAGUGAAGUCGUCACUUCCGUCCUGAGGGCUCCAACCCGGACGUGAAAGUUUUUACAAGCUGUUUCGUGUUUUUUAAAAAAAUCGCAGUUAGCACAAACGUGUCUCUCCCAUAUAUACAGUCUUGUGGUAUCUCCCAGGCGUUUUCAUGUAGUUUCGCCGCAGGUAUGCCACGGUACUGCGCUGUGAAGGUUUGCAGGAACCGCGGGGGAACGGCGUCAAGACAAGACAACAAGAGAAUUAGCUUCUACCCGUUUCCCUUGCAAGACAAGCCCAGGCUUCAGAAAUGGGUGGACAACAUGAAACCGGCAGAGUGGACCCCGGAGCGACAUCAGUAUCUGUGCAGCGAUCAUUUGACAGGGACUUGGGGUUACGAGCCACUCAUUUUGAGCAGGACAUGUAAAAAGGUUCCAUCAAGUACAGCAAGCAGUACUGCUGAGGAGCACACAGAGACGAUAUUUGAACUACCUCUGGUCUCAGAGAUACAGACUGCUGCUUGUGAGAAAACAGGUGACACUGGAGUACCAGCUGCACUGUUUCCAAGCACUGAACCUCAUUCCAAACAGGAGACUGACUCGUCCGUGACUGUAUUGUGUUGUGAGCCUCUCGGACCUUCAUUCAAUGGAGAGGCAUAUGGAGACGCCAUGGCCCUUCAAGCAGUUCUGGGCCAGACUUUUAGCUUAGUCCCUGUGGAAGUGAUCAAGGACAAACCCACUGGCUGCUUCCUGGAGGAGAUGGGACCCAGCGAUGGAGAGCACAUUUCUGUUUACGAGCACUCGUACUGCAGACCGGACACGGACAAAGAUGAGCUUUGGAGUAAGAUCUUGAGUUUGCAUGCAAAGAUCUUGGAACUGGAUCGCAGGGAGGAGAACACGAUGGCUAAAAUACGAGCUCUGGAGAAUGAGAUCGCCCUCUUGAGGAGAGAUGGUGCUGUUUUUAAAGAGAAGCAGAAAGUUUUAGAAGAUUGUAUAUCAUCUGUGUUGCUCUGAGUUUGGACCCUAAAAGGAGAAUUGAUUUUUUUGCAGAUAUGUUGCACAUGCUCCCAUACAUUCCUUACAUGAAGCACAGCAGCACACAUUGUGCCUAAUUUUCAACUCAGCUGGUACGCAGUGUUACUCAAAGCUGCUCUUCUGUUUUAAUAUUAUGAAUGUACUGUAUACCUGAUUAACGCUUUAUGUCCACAUGGUCACUGUAUGACCUGUAUGAUUUUUCAAAGCUUCAUUACUUUUCAGCAGCUUGUUGCUAUGCAUUUUUGAUAUAUAGUACCAUGCACUUUGAAUGUGGCAUCUGAAAGGUUCCAAAUCCAUUCUGCAGCACGACAGUGACCCAAAAUGUACAGCCUGAGUCAUAUAAAUAAUCUUCAGAAAAAAGGAAUCCUGCAACAGAUGGAGUUGCUCACACAGAGUGAAGGAGUAGGAAGAGUUUCAAAAGGAGAUAUGAGCGGAGUGAACACAAAAUCAGAAGCCAUCAUGGCAGAGGAAGGGCGCCUUGAACGUCAGAUUGACAAGAUUGAUGGACAGAUUGAGAGUUACAAGAGAGAAGAACUGCUGAGGGACAAGCGGAAUGUGGUGAAAAGCAAGUCUCAACCAUAUUUAGUCAGUCUCGGUUUACAUAAAGCAACAAAAGAUUUGAGCUUAAAUCUACAGCAGAACUGUGGAAACUUGUUUAGGAUGCUUGGAUCAAACUUCCUUUAAAAAGUUUGUGCACAGGUGAUCUGGUGCUAUUUAAAGUCAAAGGACGGUCACACCAAAUAAUGAUUGCUUUUUUCUGUUUAUUGCACUUUUUAAAAAAGUUAUUUCACAAAUAUAACUAUUAAUUAGUUGAAAGCACUUGUGCGUGGUACUGUAUUUCCAAGAUUUUCUCUUCUAUCUUAUGACAAAUCUUAACUUCUUAGUUGCUCUGCUGUCUUUGUCAUGCAGUAUAUUCAUUUUGUUGCAUUUCAGUAUCUGCUUUGGUCCACUAUAUGAUGACAUAAUGCUACUUGAGUCUCAAUAUUUCCUUAAUUUACAUUUUUACUUGUACUUAAGUUACUUCUGUGAGUCAUUUGUGACUAACCAGGGAAAGCAAAAGGGCACUUCUUUCUUUCCAGCAUCCACUCUGUUGCUCAAGUGCUGGAUGUUUGUCAGAAUGAUUCUAAAUGGUGACUUUCUUUAAAGGACCAAUAUGAAUCAUCCCUGUCAACUUGCAAAAUUCUUACCUUUUUAACUCUCAACUGGAACAGCGACUGCUUGUUGUAUUAAUGUCAAUCAGUUUUAUUUUACGAUGUUCAAACGACAACAUUUACAUACAUAUUGAUAUACUUCAGUGUUGUGGGAUCAUGUUUUAUUUCUGUGCUGCAAAUCCUAAAUAUUCUGCUUUUCUGAAAUAUAUCCAUGAUGGCUCUA